AUGCCUACAGACCAAGCGAAAUCCGACAAUCAAUCUCAGCACAAUGACAAGCCUGACAACACGAAAAGUGCGGAUUUUCAAAGUUGGAAAAUGACCGAUCUUCCACCGUUACCCAAAGCUAGAGCGCCAAAUGAAAUUCUGAAUGAUCUUAAAGCCCUAGUCUUCACGGAUGAUGAGGGUUUAAAGCUUUUACGAGAACAAAUGUUUACCCCACGAGUGAUGUUGCCCCUCGCAGGGGACUUUUACGUUUGGUUCGGAGGGCCUGAUCUCGCGAGAGCGCCUCUGGAAUUGGGAGACGAAAUUGAUAGUCGCGAUAUCCAUCCAAGUGUGUCAGAAAUAAAAAGACCCACAAGCAUCAUGUCCUGGUUGAAACCCAACAAGCGACUACCUCGUGAAGUCUUUGAUAUCGGCCGACUAUACCUCAAAACGCAUGAUGCCACAAAUGGAGGCCCUGCAUAUCAGUCAAUCAAAUACAGAGUCGUCCUAGACAUGUUUACCGAAGCCGUCUGGUUAUUCUACGAGUACCACGAACUUGAUCCUGAGGACGACUCGAUAAUAAAGACCGAUUUCCUGCAGAGCGAGACAUUGAAGAUAGGUGGUCAGAAAAGCUUCGACUCAGCAAUGAUUCUAAAUUCAAUCAAGGAUUGGAAUGAGGACCUGACCAUGGAGGUCAUAAGAGAAAACAUAAAGGAAUCUGGCUUCAUGUCACACGUCUACAUUGCACCAGCUCUGUCUCGCACCGUCGAAGAGCAUAGCAAGUCCUCUCGGCAACGCCGCACACGUUCAUUAUCCUCGCCAAAGGAUGAAGUAACAAAACAGAAAGAAUAA
Bacidia gigantensis is the source of this 828-nucleotide messenger RNA. RefSeq lists its product as uncharacterized. Bases 1 to 828 code for a protein of 275 amino acids. NCBI's taxonomy places the organism in Eukaryota, Fungi, Ascomycota, Lecanoromycetes, Lecanorales, Ramalinaceae. The transcript has a single exon. The record is from RefSeq and is a predicted model, not a curated record.